Molecule: messenger RNA, 1780 nt
Organism: Capsicum annuum
Lineage: Eukaryota; Viridiplantae; Streptophyta; Magnoliopsida; Solanales; Solanaceae
Product: nudix hydrolase 19, chloroplastic
Exons: 8
Coding region: 52-1341 (429 amino acids)
Biological process (GO): NAD+ catabolic process; NADP+ catabolic process
Cellular component (GO): cytosol
Molecular function (GO): NADH pyrophosphatase activity
Source: RefSeq, a predicted model, not a curated record
CAGCGAAUCAUCCUUUCAAGAAAAUCACCAAAUGGUAAUUCAACUUAAGCAAUGACCUUUCUCCUUUCAUUGAAGAAUCCAAUUCUCCCAACAAGAAUACAAACUCAUCUCCCUAAAUUAUCCACUAUGUCAACCAAUUUCUUUAACUCUCAUGCCUUUGCUGGUAACCCAAUAAAGCUAAAAACCCCAAAGUCCACUGAUCCAUUUUCACCAUCUUCUGCACUCAACACCCUUAAAACACUUCUUUUAGGGAACACCCAUGAACCCCAUUUCCCUGAUUUCAAGAUCUUGCCUUUUAGAAAAGGAAGGCCAUUGGCUGGUUCAGUAAGGGGGGAUUCAGCUGAGCCUAAUUGGUGUCUAGGUUGGUUGAGUUUUGGUGAUUGUAAGGCUUUCUUGGAGAAUUCUGAGGUUAAUUUGAGUGAAGAUAAUUUGGUUUAUUUGGGUUCUGAUUCUGAAGGGUGCGGAAUUUAUGUUGUGUAUUGGGCUAUUGAUGUGACUGAGGCUGGUAGUGAGUUGGUUAAAGAAUUGGGUGCUAGGCAGUUUUGCUUUGUUGAGUUGAGGACUUUGAUGGUUGCUACUGAUUGGGAAAAUGCUUCUGCUAUGGGUCAACUUGCUAUUGCUGGUCAUGCCAAAUCAUUACUAGAAUGGCAUACAGCAUCACUUUUUUGUGGAUUUUGUGGAGGUAAGAACAUUUUAAUUGAUGCCGGGAGGCGGAGACAGUGCUCUAAUGAGUUAUGCAAGAAGAAAAUGUAUCCUCGAGUUGAUCCGGUUGUCAUUAUGUUAGUUAUUGACAAAGAGAAUGACCGUGUGCUAUUAAGUAGGCAGUCGAGAUUUGUGCCUCGCAUGUGGAGUUGUAUAGCUGGUUUCAUGGAGCCAGGAGAAAGUUUGGAAGAGGCUGUGAGAAGAGAAACAUGGGAGGAGACCGGUAUUGAAGUUGGACAGGUCGUUUACCAUAGUUCUCAGCCAUGGCCUGUUGGACCUAGCAGCAUGCCAUGCCAACUUAUGGUGGGAUUCUAUGCGUAUGCAAAAUCACUGGAUAUUAAUGUGGAUAAGGAGGAAUUAGAAGAUGCGAAAUGGCACAGCAGAGAAGAUGUGAAAAAGGCGCUCACAGUUGCGGAAUACAAGAAGGCGCAGAAGUCUGUGGCAGGUAAAGUGGACCAAAUGUGCAAGGGUGUAGAAAGAGGACAGAGCUUGUCUACCGACUUCAACUUGGAAAGUGGGGAACUUGCUCCUAUGUUUAUCCCUGGGCCCUUUGCAAUUGCUAAUCAUCUCAUUUCCUCUUGGGUGAAUGGGGUUGAAGCACAAGUUAAACAACUUGCAAGUUCUUUCUCAAAUUUAUAGGACUUUGUAAUUGAUAUCAACAACAUUAUUCUCAAUGCUUCUUAGGACACCAUCUUCUGAUGAGAUGAACAAUUAGUAUUGCAGGGGAGUUGAACUUCCAUUCAACAAUACCUUUGCCGUUGCCAUUGCCAUUGCCAUUGAUUUAGUAGAUGAAUGCUGCCUGCUAGUGUGAAGAUGCACGCGUAUACAUACAUAUAGACAUGCCAGUAUGCAUUUUAAGCAAUUGCUCUUUGGCUACUUCAUUUGUAUUUUUAGUUUUGGGUUAUAGAAUUAUGGGAAAAAUCCCUGUUUCAUUUGUUGUAUAAUACCCCGAUGUCUUCUGCUAUUAUAGUAAAAUUUGUCCUCAUGACCUGAACUUUGCCAUUUUUAUUGUCUAAUUAGUAGCAGUAAUAUUAUGACAAUUUGCUUUAUUCAAGGUAACGGUUGAAAUUGCAGUGCA